Molecule: messenger RNA, 1137 nt
Organism: Paramecium octaurelia
Lineage: Eukaryota; Ciliophora; Oligohymenophorea; Peniculida; Parameciidae
Source: the annotation of a GenBank genome assembly
AAUGAAUUCUACAAAGUCUGAAAUACUUUUUGCCGGAUUCAAUCAAGAUUCAAGUAAACAUUCAAAAAUGACAUAUAGGCAUGUUUUGUGUUGGUACUGACACUGGAUUUCGAGUGUGCAAUGCAUUAAACUCAACAGAGAAAUUUUAAAGAGAUUUGAAAGGUGGUAUUGGUCAUGUAGAAAUGCUAUACAGAAGCAAUAUUUUGGCGUUGGUUGGAGGUGGUUUAUAGCCUAAGUAUCCCGAUAAUAAAGUGAUCAUAUGGGAUGAUCGUAAAAAUGCAAUAUUUCUAUUUAGAUCUUGUAAAAUGCAUAGGUGAAAUGAGUUUCAGGACCAAGAUAAAGAAUGUUAAAUUAAAAAAUGAUAGAGUGGUUGUUGUUCUUGAGAAAAAGAUAUUUGUUUACAAUUUCACAGACUUGAAACUACUUGACUAAAUUGAAACAUGUCCAAAUCCAAGAGGUAUAUUGAUAAAUAUAGAAUAAGGAAUUUGCACCAUUAAUACAGAGGGUGAUCAUACUAUCUUGGCAACAUUAGAGAAAUCAGUUGGCAAGGUUUUUGUAAACAAUUAUGACGCUAACAAAGCUUAUUGUAUAGAGGCUCAUGUUUCUCCAAUUUCAUAUCUUCAAUUAAAUUCCACAGGCACCAAAUUGGCCACUUCUAGUGAAAAGGGCACUGUGAUUCGUAUUUAUGAUACAAAUACUGGGUAUGUGAAUAUUUUGAAUGAUAGGUAAAUAUCACAAGAACUUCGAAGAGGCAAUGAUUAUGCCACAAUAACAAGUUUAGCCUUUGAUUUUAGAUCAUAAUGGUUGGGUUGUGCAUCUGACCAAGGCACCAUUCACAUCUUUGCAGUCAAUUAAGAUGGCUUAUAAUAAGAAUAAUAAAAUUAAAAUCAGGGUUCUCACAAUCCGAAGAGUAAAUUCGAAUUUCUAAAGGGUUUUAUUCCAAUUUUGGGAUCUGAAUGGAGUUUUGCCUAAUUUAGAGUGCUUGAUACUAAGUGCAAAGUGUCAUUUGUACCUGAUGAACAUCAAUUGAUAGUAAUUUCAUAUGAGGGGAAGUACUACAAGGCUUAGUUUGAUCCUUAAAAAGGUGGAGAAUGCAUAAAAGUGGAAGAGAAAUACUUGAUUAGUGACAAAGUUUGA